CAACCGUGACCCCCUCCCUCCCAUCAUCCAACCACCGGCAAGCCCCACUCUUCCCAAGAUCAUGGCUCAUGGAAUGGGUCCUUCCGACUAUGACGCCCUGAGCAUCCAGUUUGGUACCCUGGGCAUGGAACCCACCAUCCGGAACAUCCCAGAAGAUAUAAUGAUAACUUUAUCCACCACAAGAAGUAUGGAGGUUGACCGGGAUGACUUUCACCAGGUGACAACAUUCCGCUGUGAAACUACGACAUUUGGAACCAUAAUAUUGAAAGUGGUUCCUGGAAGCAGAUCGACUAAACUGAUGGAGUCCUUCCAGUUCACUCAAAGCGUGUUGUGCAGCCUUCCGAAUGUAUUGAAGCCCAUAAUGGUCAUAGAAGUUGGUGCUUUCGUAUACUUCAUGCUAGAGAACUACGAUGAAGUAUGCAGUGAAAGACAUAAGAACAAAAACCUAUUGAGAGAACUUCUCGAAGCCGUGAAUUCGAUUAAUGAAGUAGGGGCCCAUGGAAUGCUCAGCCAUGGGGAAAACAUUGUGGUGAGUCAAAACCACAUCAAAAUCACUGGUGCAGUGCCGAUAAACAACAUGAUGCAAACUCACAAGGACCAGGACAUACAUGAUCUAGGCACGUUGCUUAAUAAUUU
Cuscuta europaea is the source of this 636-nucleotide messenger RNA. The record is from the annotation of a GenBank genome assembly. Lineage: Eukaryota; Viridiplantae; Streptophyta; Magnoliopsida; Solanales; Convolvulaceae.